This is a messenger RNA of Armigeres subalbatus, 2500 nucleotides long. RefSeq names its product cytochrome P450 4C1-like. The transcript has 8 exons. Gene Ontology annotation, molecular function: iron ion binding; oxidoreductase activity, acting on paired donors, with incorporation or reduction of molecular oxygen; heme binding. The record is from RefSeq and is a predicted model, not a curated record. The coding region runs from base 171 to 1700 and encodes 509 amino acids. Lineage: Eukaryota; Metazoa; Arthropoda; Insecta; Diptera; Culicidae.
ACCAUCUUAGCACAGACAGUAAAAUACCCUAAAAAAGCAACGAACUCGGAGCACUUAUCUGUCUCCCGCCAUAUAGUUAGUGCGCUCUUGACUAACCGGCAGUGUAGUUCGAUCGAGUUUACCCACAGUUUGCAACGCGAUUCGCAAGUGUUGAACGCAACAGCCCCGCGAUGUCGGAACUAACCACGUUCAUCUAUGGAGUCCUGAUCUUCCUGAUUUUCGUUCCGGUUUUCCAAUGGUGGAUUAAGCGGGCUCGGUUCGCCCGGAAAAUCGACAAAAUUCCCGGACCCAAGGCGUACCCAUUCAUCGGAACAACGUAUGCUUUCUUCGGAAAGAAACACCACGAACUGUUCUAUGUGAUAGACGAACGUACACGCAAGUACCCGGAGAUCCACCGCAUCUGGACCGGACUGCGGCCGGAGGUGCGAAUCAGCAAACCGGAAUAUGUCGAAGCGGUAAUCGGAGCCAGCAAGCACAUGGAAAAGUCCCGCGGCUAUGACUUCCUGUUCGAGUGGCUUGGCGAGGGAUUGCUGACGUCCAAAGGUGAGCGCUGGUUUAAGCACCGCAAGCUCAUAACGCCGACGUUCCACUUCAACAUUCUGGAUGGCUUCUGCGAUGUGUUUUCCGAGCAGGGCGCCAUUAUGGCCCAACGGUUGGACCCGUACGCCGACACCGGAAAAGCGGUUGAUAUCUUCCCGUUUGUGACGAAGGCUGCCCUGGACAUCAUUUGCGAAACUGCCAUGGGGGUAAAAGUCAACGCGCAAAAGGAAGGUGAAAACGCAUAUGUAGAAGCGAUUUAUGAAAUGAGUGAACUGUUUGUGGAACGUACCGUCAAACCGUGGUUGCAAUCCGAUUUUGUCUUCAAACUUACCGAUUACGGCCGUCGGCACAAGAAAGCUCUGGAAAUCGUUCAUGGAUACACCAAAAAGGUCAUUCGCGAUCGAAAGGAAGCGCUUCUGAAGAAGGAUGUUCGAAAUGGAAAAUCGGCCGCAAAUGGAAAUGCCGGAGAUGAUUCGUUCUACGGUUCGAAAAAGCGCCUAGCGUUCCUGGAUCUACUGAUUGAGGGCAAGCAGCUUACCGAUGACGACAUUCGUGAAGAGGUUGAUACGUUUAUGUUCGAGGGACACGACACAACAACGGCUGGCAUGAGCUGGGCUCUUUUCCUUCUCGCACUGGACCAGGGCAUACAAGAGCAAGUGUAUCAGGAAAUUGAUUCGAUUUUCGCCGGCUCCGACCGCCCGGCCACGAUGAAGGAUUUCGGCGAGAUGAAACUACUGGAACGGUGCCUAAAGGAAACGCUCCGACUCUAUCCAUCCGUGUCGUUCUUCGGACGGAAGAUAAGCGAGGACAUCACCCUCGGCAAGUACCACAUCCCGGCCGGGACGCUGAUGGGCAUCCAUGCGUACCACGUACAUCGCGACGAAAGGUUCUUCCCCGAUCCAGAGAAAUUUGACCCGGAUCGUUUUCUGCCGAAAAACUCCGAGAAUCGACACCCGUUUGCAUACAUUCCGUUCAGCGCUGGACCACGAAACUGUAUCGGUCAGAAGUUUGCAAUUCUGGAGGAAAAAGCCAUCGUGUCGUCCGUUUUACGAAAGUUCCGAGUACGUGCGUCAAACACAAGAGAAGACCAAAAAAUUUGCCAAGAAUUGAUCACCCGCCCGAAUGAAGGCAUUAAGUUGUACCUGGAGAGGCGACACUGAGGGCUUUCUCAUUGUUAGUGCUCGUCAAUUACGUAAUGCUGGUAAAGCUAAUGGGACCAUUUGGUGACCAAUAUUAGUUAAGAGAGGGAAAUCUGAACAUACAGCUUUAAUAUUUAAUAAGGAAAUAUUCAAAAUUGAAAUUCAAUCAAACGAGAAACACGGGGGGCUUUGUGCAUCUUAUUCUUAUGGACAGGGCUAUACAAACUAUCAUACUAACAUGGUGCCGAUUUAUGAUGUGCAAUUUGUUCCCAAAUUUAUGACUCGCUGUGUUAUUUAGUUCUACAAUUGUUAAAACAGAGGCUGUAAUAAAUUAGGUCCCAUUAGUAGUUAAAAUUACAAAACAUGUAUUUAUAAAUUGAAACAUUACACGUUACGUAUUUCAUUAUUUUAUUUUAUUUUUUCUUUGAGUAGCAAUGACAACAAAUCAUGAACGACUUUUCAAAGCGACUUAUGUGAUUUUGUAGAACAAACGUCAAUCGAACCUGAUAGUACACUAACUCACCCCAACAGAGGAAACAUGCCUUCCGCUACCUAGUUUACGUGGGUGGGUUAUCAUAUUUGACAACUCUAAAGUUGUCUCUUGGUUCCCAAAAACACAUAAAUCGUAUUGAAUUUUUACACUUGAAAUGAUUUAAAUGAAAACAUUUUAUAAAUAUAAGAGGUCUCGAUACAAUCUAGUUUAAUCUUCCAGUUCGGGGAUUUUGCAUUACGUCUUUGAUGAACGUCUUUUUAAGAAAUAAAAUCAAAACAUAGUUUAUAAGAUUUUUAUGUGGGAAUAAAAUAAACAUUUCAUAUGAAAC